UUUUUGUUCUUGUUAAAAAUCAGUUUAGUUAUAAGAAAUCCCGUUAUUGUGACACAGUACGUGAAAGAACAGAUCAACUGAAAGAGUUGAUGAUUACAUCCAACUGGAUAAAUUAUGCACUGAUUGAUGCGUUCACGGAUAGUUUUGCCCCCAUCAUCUUGCAAGUAGAGAUUGAAACAGUCUUGAUUGACGAGCUCUCGUUGGUCCUGACGAAAUCCGAACAAGGGGAAAUGUUGCGCCCAAUCAGUCGAUGUCGCAAGAAAUUCACCCAACUCUCUCUUUUAUUGGGUUCCAAGUUGGAUGUGAUCAAGAGUUUAAUGAAGCGUUACGAGGAUAAAUCACGCAAAUUCGCGUUGAUCGAACAACAAUCAUUUCCACAACAGGUCAAUCAUGCGUUACUGAAUACGAACCAUCAAACGAAAAAGCAUACUCGAGAAUCCAUACCUCCUUCAAUACGCCACCGUAUAACGCCAUAAAAGAAAAGAAGGCAUUUAACGAUGUCUUGUUGUAUUUGGGCGAUAUCCAGAUCACGUGGUGUUGAUGGUCCAGAAUAUCAGUCAUUAUGACCGCAUAUUGCAUCGUGCGGAUACGAAUUAUCUUGCCCAAGUGAAUUUCGAGUUGACACAGAUGUAUAAUAUGACGAAUAAUGU
This is a messenger RNA of Mucor mucedo, 650 nucleotides long. RefSeq lists its product as uncharacterized. Gene Ontology annotation, biological process: intracellular magnesium ion homeostasis. The transcript has a single exon. NCBI's taxonomy places the organism in Eukaryota, Fungi, Mucoromycota, Mucoromycetes, Mucorales, Mucoraceae. Gene Ontology annotation, cellular component: membrane. Gene Ontology annotation, molecular function: magnesium ion transmembrane transporter activity. Bases 90 to 476 code for a protein of 128 amino acids. The record is from RefSeq and is a predicted model, not a curated record.